UUAAGUAAGACGGUAGGUACAUCGUGAAUGUCAAUACCUGUUCCGCACAAGCAUAUAAAAGCAUCUAAAGUUGUUCCCAAAAUCAUUCCAACAACAACAACGAAACCAAAACAACCAUGUACACCAAGGUCAUCGUAUUCAUGUGCGCUGCAGGCAUCGCCUCAGCUGGAAACCUUCUCCACGCUGCACCCGUCGCGUACGCCGCAGCACCCGUCGUCACCAAAACAAUCUCACCCGCUGUGUCCUACCAAACCAUCUCUACCCACUCAGCUCCCGCGCUCACUACGUACUCCGCACCCGCCGUCGCUGCUUACUCCGCGCCCUUGGUGACUAAAGCCAUCGCUUCCCCAGUGUCUUACUCAUCCGUAGCCCAUGCUGCUCCAGUAGCAUACUCUAGCCCUGUGUACACUAAAACCAUCGCCGCCCCAGUAUCUUACUCGUCCGUGGCCCACCCCGCUGUAUCUUACUCUUCAGUAUCCCACGCUGCCCCAGUUGCGUACUCCAGCCCUGUUUACGCUAAGACUAUCGCUGCUCCCGUGGCCACUUACGCCGCCGCUGCUCCCGCCUACUCCACUUACGCUGCUGCACCCGUACUGAAGUCUGCCAUCACUUACUCUUCUGCACCCGCUGUCUCUCACGUCACCUACUCUGGUUUGGGUGUCAACUACGGAUGGUAAAAUGUUAAAAAAAUUAAUAGCCAAAUAUGUAAAUACGUCUCACUUUAAUUUAUUGAAAUGAAACUAAACAGUAAAUAAACACAGUUAAAAAA
Messenger RNA from Bicyclus anynana (squinting bush brown), 769 nucleotides. Its product is annotated as pupal cuticle protein C1B-like. NCBI's taxonomy places the organism in Eukaryota, Metazoa, Arthropoda, Insecta, Lepidoptera, Nymphalidae. The record is from RefSeq and is a predicted model, not a curated record. Bases 117 to 677 code for a protein of 186 amino acids. The transcript has 2 exons.